AUGUCACAAUGGCUUUCCGAUUUAACUUUGCCGAGAAGACAUCUUCUUCUUCGAGUUUUUGUAAUUCCACUUUUGAACAACAGCACAACAGUACAAGUUUGGAAUAUUGCACAGUUCCCAGCAACUUUCCUACUGGGGUUUCAUAUGAAACCGAAAAAGUUAUUAUAAAUAAUCGUCGUACUUUAUGGAAGAGAAAAUCUGUAGAACUUACCAGCAAGUAUUUUAGAGUCGACCAGCACUGUCAGGACAUUAUCAGUGGUGUCUAUGAAGGAGGUUUCAAGCUCUGGGAAGGUGCCAUUGAUCUUAUAGAGUAUCUAGAUAGCAAUGACUGUCUUGAUGUUGAACAAGGUUUGGAGCUUGGUUGUGGCCACGGUUUACCAGGUAUAUUUGCUCUUCAGGAAGGAGUAAAGAUGGACUUUCAAGACUUUAAUAUGCCAGUUAUAACGCAAGUAUUAUUUCCAAAUAUCAUAUUCAAUGAUUGUACUUUAAAAGCUGCCAACUCCUUGUUUCUAGCAGGCGACUGGAGUUGUUUGUUUCAUUGUCAACUAAAGGAAAAAUAUGACUUGAUACUUGCUUCAGAAAUCGUUUAUCGUGUGGAAUUAUUUCCUUUGUUAUGCAAUUGUCUUGAAUAUCUCUUGAAAGACGGUGGAGUUGCGUAUUUUUCAGGAAAAUGUUUCUAUUUCGGAGUAGGUGGUGGUACAGAGGCAUUUCAUUCGUUUAUCGAUUCUCGAAAACUUUCAUGUGUUUGUGUGCAUAGAAUACAAGAUGGCAAAAGUAACGUGAGAGAAAUAUUACAAGUGAAAAAGGCAACAGUAUCAAAGAAAUAUUUGCAUACAGAAAUGUAACCAAGUUGUUGGUUUCUACUGAGACAAACUCAAAAGCUCCUAGGACAAGUUGCACAUGUU
Galdieria sulphuraria is the source of this 905-nucleotide messenger RNA. RefSeq lists its product as uncharacterized. The coding region runs from base 9 to 845 and encodes 278 amino acids. The record is from RefSeq and is a predicted model, not a curated record. Lineage: Eukaryota; Rhodophyta; Bangiophyceae; Galdieriales; Galdieriaceae. The transcript has a single exon.